Messenger RNA from Wallemia mellicola CBS 633.66, 1356 nucleotides. Its product is annotated as Bystin-domain-containing protein. Gene Ontology annotation, molecular function: snoRNA binding. Bases 17 to 1318 code for a protein of 433 amino acids. Gene Ontology annotation, cellular component: preribosome, small subunit precursor; nucleolus; cytoplasm. Lineage: Eukaryota; Fungi; Basidiomycota; Wallemiomycetes; Wallemiales; Wallemiaceae. The transcript is spliced from 4 exons. Gene Ontology annotation, biological process: rRNA processing. The record is from RefSeq and is a predicted model, not a curated record.
GAAAUUUACAGUCAAGAUGGGCAAAAUAAAAACUAACAAAAACAAUAGCAGACACGAUCCAUUAGAGAAACAGUUAAAUGACGACGACGCCUAUAAUAAAUUUGGUAGAGUCACUCAGCCAAAAUCUAAGUCAAAUUCAGAUGAUAGAGAAGACGGAGAGGAGACAUCUAUCAUAGAUCCAAAAACUUCAUCUAAAAUCUUAUCGCUCGCAAAACAACAACAAGAAGAGCUCGAAAGAGAGCAAAUCCUCGAGGAUACACUGGGUGAUACCCUAAAUGACGAGGAGGAUGACGGUGCCUUCAAACUCAGACAAGAAGGCGAUGAUGGCAUCGAAGAAGACGAGGUUAUCGAGGAAGUAAAUGAGGAUGAAUUCCAACAAUUUGAUAUCGACCCAUCUGAUCAACAAGCUAUCGACACCUUUAUGCCUACAAAUACUACCAAUAGACGCACUCUUGCUGAUAUUAUCUUGGAGAAAAUAGAAGAGAGUGGACAGCCAAAGGAGAAACAGGAAAAGACUCCAGGACUCUCCGACAAAGUUGUAGAAGUCUACACCAAAGUUGGACAGCUGCUAUCACGUUAUAAAUCUGGUCCAUUACCAAAAGCCUUCAAGAUAAUACCGUCAUUGCCUAAUUGGAUUGCCGUUUUACAACUCACCGGUCCAGAAAGUUGGACUCCUCACGCAACGUACGCGGCUACUAGAUUAUUUGCUAGUAACCUUAAAGCUCACCAAACAAGAUUGUUCUAUCAGCAUGUUUUGUUAGACAGAUGUAGGGAUAACCUCAAUGAUCCAAACACUAAGAAGAUGGAUGUUCACUUAUACGAUGCCCUCAGGAAAUCUCUAUACAAGCCAGCAGCAUUCUUCAAAGGUAUCUUAUUCCCACUCUGCGAGACAGGAUGUACAUUGAAGGAGGCAGCUGUAUUUGCCAGUGUUUUAUCAAAAGUAUCCAUACCAGUACUACACUCUGCAGCUGCAUUGUUGCAUCUCGCCGAAAUGGAUUAUGCUGGACCAACGAGUUUGUUCAUCAGAGUUUUACUCGACAAGAAGUACGCAUUACCAUACAAAGUAUUAGAUGGUUUAGUUUAUCAUUUUAUGAGAUUCGCAAGAGAGCAGCGUAAAAUGCCAGUUUUAUGGCAUCAAAGUUUGCUAGUCUUUUGUCAGCGUUACUCAGCUGAUUUAACACCAGAACAAAAGGAUGCCCUACUUGAUGUUGUAAAAUCUAACGUCCAUCCACAAAUUUCACCAGAGAUAAGAAGAGAGAUACAAACUUCUACAGAGAGAGGCCCUGGAAUUAUCCAAGAUGAAGCAAUGGUAAUUUAAUUUAAUUAUUGUAUAGAUUUCCUAAUUUUAUGUAAUUU